AUGCGACAUAUUUCAGUCGCAGCCACAUAUCUUUCCCUUUUCCUGUUCCUCUUCUGCACAGUAUCAGUUGCCUGGGGCUUACCUUCUUUCUCACUUCGCAAGCGCCUCCCAAGUUCCUUAGUUGACCCUCCUCAUCUACGACACGAUAAGCGUAUCAAGGAUUUCGAGCGAAUAAAGGAGUGGCUUGGGAAUCAGCAGCCACUGGCGGACGGAGCGGUUUCGAAGAACGCGGCCAUGCCUCCUCCAUCGGUCGAUACUGGGGUUCUUCCGCACGGCGGCCCCGGUGGUGAUGAUCCUAUAGUGUCGGAUGUCCUGCCAAAGACCCGUGGCAUCAACGUCUUUGCAUCCCUCACUCGGCAAUUUGAGUCGGUGGAAUCGCUGCUGAAUGACUCGAAGACGAACAUAACCGUGCUUGCUCCGCGCAAUAGCGCUAUCCAAGACCUGCCGCGCAAGCCCUGGGAGAAUCCGGAUGAUUAUGAGGAGUUUGGGGAGGUACGUGCGUAUGAAGGUGACGAGGGGCGAGAGCGAGCAAAGCGCAACCUGAAGCGUUUUGUCUCUGCUCAUAUAAUUCCCCAGAGCCCUUGGAAGGAGGGAGAAGAGGCGGAGACGAUUGGAGGAGAUAAGUUGAGAUGGAGAAAGGAUGGAGAUAAAAUCUACAUUGAGCCAAGCGGCGUAGAGGUUGAGAGUAUCGCCGAGCAGGUUUCGAACGGUGAAGUAUGGAUCCUAAACGGUGUAAUCAACUAUCGUUAG
Aspergillus ochraceoroseus IBT 24754 is the source of this 750-nucleotide messenger RNA. RefSeq lists its product as uncharacterized. Lineage: Eukaryota; Fungi; Ascomycota; Eurotiomycetes; Eurotiales; Aspergillaceae. The coding region runs from base 1 to 750 and encodes 249 amino acids. The transcript is spliced from 2 exons. The record is from RefSeq and is a predicted model, not a curated record.